AUGGCAACUCUGUCAGAAGAAUGGAGUAAUGGUAAUGGGCCAAUUUACAGAAAUAAAUUAAACCAACAUUUACUACUGAAAAAUGUAAUGUGCAAACUUCAUGGCUGUUUUCCUUUAAGGCCAGCCAUGUGAUGUCAUUCGUGAAGAUUCCGUAAGCCCAAUCUACGAGGAGUUUGUUGGUAGCAACCAUUCAGUUGGUUAACAUCUAUUCUGUAUCCUCAACCUUCAAGGAGCUGCUUAACAUCCAUUCACUAGUCUCAACAUACGAGGAGCUGCUUUUUAACAUCCAUUCACUAGUCUCAACCUCCGAGGAGCUGUUUGUUAACAUCCAUUCACUGGUCUCAACCUACGAGGAGCUGCUUGUUAACAUCCAUUCACUGGUCUCAACCUACGAGGAGCUGCUUGUUAACAUCCAUUCACUAGUCUCAACCUACGAGGAGCUGCUUGUUAACAUCCAUUCACUAGUCUCAACCUACGAGGAGCUGCUUGUUAACAUCCAUUCACUAGUCUCAACCUACGAGGAGCUGCUUGUUAACAUCCAUUCACUGGUCUCAACCUACGAGGAGCUGCUUGUUAACAUCCAUUCACUGGUCUCAACCUACGAGGAGCUGUUUGUUAACAUCCAUUCACUGGUCUCAACCUACGAGGAGCUGCUUGUUAACAUCCAUUCACUGGUCUCAACCUACGAGGAGCUGCUUGUUAACAUCCAUUCACUGGUCUCAACCUACGAGGAGCUGCUUGUUAACUUCCAUUUACUAGUCUCAACCUACGAGGAGCUGCUUGUUAGUUACCCAUAG
Pelobates cultripes (western spadefoot toad) is the source of this 797-nucleotide messenger RNA. The record is from the annotation of a GenBank genome assembly. Lineage: Eukaryota; Metazoa; Chordata; Amphibia; Anura; Pelobatidae.